Molecule: messenger RNA, 1194 nt
Organism: Jatropha curcas
Lineage: Eukaryota; Viridiplantae; Streptophyta; Magnoliopsida; Malpighiales; Euphorbiaceae
Biological process (GO): positive regulation of transcription by RNA polymerase II
Molecular function (GO): RNA polymerase II cis-regulatory region sequence-specific DNA binding; protein dimerization activity; DNA-binding transcription factor activity, RNA polymerase II-specific
Source: RefSeq, a predicted model, not a curated record
GUAUUCUCGCUAUCUAAUAGAGCUGUUGAAGAAGAAGAAGUAAUCGGCGUGAAAAAAUUUCCUUGGUUUGAAGAUUAAACUUGUGAAAGCUCAGUGUUGGUUGUUUUCCAAUUGAGCUCGCACAAACAUGCCUUCAAUGGCGUCCAAAACAAGAAAGAUUCCAAUGCAGAAGCGAGAAAACGAGAAGCAAAAAGCAGUAAGUUUCACUAAACGACGUCAAGGUCUUUUCAAUAAAGCAGGAGAAUUGUUCACGCUUUGCGAUGCUAAAGUUGUUGUUUUAGUCUCUUCGCCUUGUUCCAAACCUAAACGGAAAUUUUAUUCCAUUGGCAAUCCUUCUGUAACCGCAGUUCUUGAUGCUUUUCUUCAAAAUCGUAUUCCCGACGCAGUAGACGACGGAGCUAAGCAAUCUGCACUCUCUCUUUUGGACGAGAUCGAUCAACUAGAGCUUGAAAUUGAAAACAUCAAAACGUUAAAAAACGUAGAUUUUGAGUUUUUCCAGGAGUCCAAAUCGGUUGAGGAGUUGCAGGAGCUUGUGGAUGGUUUAGAGAAGCUGGUGGAGACUACAAAGAGCAAGGUUAAUCAAAAUAAUAAUAAUAAUAAUAAUUGUGUUACAAGCUUAACUGGUUGUAAUGGGUUAGGGUUAUGCAGUCAAAGAAAUUAUCAGCCACUCGCAGAUGUUGUUUCUAAUAAUACAUCUCCAAUCAGAAACGUUGUUUUUGACGAAAGUGAUAUAGUGGCUCUUCAAGGCAUGGAUUUUGAUUACAGAACCAAUUAUGUUGAUAAUGUCCAAAGUGGAAAUAUUUUUUUGUCUCCACCAGCAUCAGCAGCGUCUUGCUUCAAAUAUAAUGAAGUGUUAUUGAAGGAGAAGGAAGCUGAUAGCAAUAGAAUUGGUGACUUUGAUUUUGUUAAUUACUUUGGUAAUAAUGAUAAGAGCAAUUCAAGGUUAGGAGAUUUUAAUUUAUCUCAUGAAGCUGUGGACCAUGCCAACAAUAAUGUGUCUCUUUCAGACUACUCUGAUGCAUUUGGGAUUUUUGAUGGCAAUGCUCAUCCUCAUGUUAUUUAUAAUGAGCAUGGAGAUUCAUCUCUUGCUGAUGAUAGGCUUUGGUUCUACUGAAUUUUAAUUUACUCUAGCUUAUCUUUUGUUUAAAGGUUUAGGGUGUGAACCUAAUUUUGAAGCUCACAAGCAAGAUUUUC